CUGCAGCUCCUCCCACCUCUAGCACCCCGCAAAACCGAUUGAUGUCGCUGGGUCCUGUUAUCAAGCGCACCCUCAUGGCCACUCCCCCCAAAGAGAGCCGCAAGGUGCUCGAGGGCAUCAUUGCUGUGAAUAAACCCCAAUGGGCUUCCUCUGCCGGCGUACUGCGCGAUCUCCAAAAUCAUUUCUCAACUUCGGACGUCCUCAAACCCUGGCUCGACUACACGCGCCGCAACCUCAUUGAAUCGCAAGCGAAGCCGAAGCACCUCCGCAACUUGAACGUUAAGCUCGGUCAUGGCGGCACCCUCGACCCGCUUGCGACAGGCGUCCUCAUUGUCGGCGUGGGGAAAGGCACCAAGCUCUUGGGCCGCUUCCUCGAUUGCACCAAGAGCUACGAGUGUGUCGUCGUCUUCGGCGCCGCGACAGACUCGUAUGACGUUGUUGGCAAAGUGGUUAGCAAAGCCGAUUACUCCCACGUCACCAAAGAGCUGGUCGAGAGCAAGCUCGCCGACUUCCGCGGAAAAAUCAUGCAGAAGCCCAGUGUCUUCUCGGCGCUCAAGGUCGACGGCAAGAAGAUGUACGAGUAUGCGCGCGCUGGAGGGCCCAUCCCCGAGGUAGCUGCGCGGCCCGUUGAAGUGACGGAGCUGGAACUGGUAGAAUGGUUGGAGCCCGGCACGCACGAAUACAUGUGGCCCAAGGAGGAAAUGGGCAGCACCGAGCAAGAAGGGGCUGAGAAAUUGCUGGGAAUAAGGAAAUCAGACGCCGACGCGGCAGCCGCAUGGCAAUCCCGCAAACGUUCGCGGACGCCAGAAAUCUCCACAGAAGAUGCCACCGCUACUAAGAAACCCAGAAUAGAGGAAGAAGCACAAGACCAGACCCCUACCGUCGCCACGACUUCGGCCCCUCAAGACGGCGAAAACGACGACGGGCUCGUCACAAACGCCGAUGAACACCCUCGCUCCCCAUCCUCUGCCGAAGAGCCCGCCAUGUCCGGCGCCCUCGUACCCCCUCCAUCAGACCCGCCCGCCACUACCACCACCGAACCCUCACCACCUCAAGCCCAACAACAGCAACACCCCCAAGAACAGGAACAGCAACAUUCCUCAACCACACCCGCCCCGCAACAACCCAACUCUCCAGGGAGAGCUCCUUCCACCGAACCACCUCCCCAACACCACCCCCCAGCAGCCCGCCUCCGCAUGACAGUAACAUCAGGCUUCUACGUGCGCUCCCUCUGCCACGACCUGGGCCUCGCCUGCUCUUCCCUCGCCUGCAUGGCCUCGCUGAUCCGCACCCGCCAGGGCGCCUACGAACUCGGCAAAAACGUCAUUGACUACAAUGUCGAUUUCAAACAUGCAGACGGCAAAGCGCAUUGGGAUCCGCUCGUUCGGCAGAGGCUUGAGGAGAGCAUGACGGAGGAGGGCUGGACGCCUGAGGAGGUGGACAGCGAAGAGGCGUGGGAGGAGAGGAGGAAGGCCGAGGGUCCGAGGAAGAGCGGCGGUUCUGGGGGAGCUCGACGAGGUGGGGGAGGGUAUCAUAAGAGGGGGGGAGGUUGGCGCGGUCGAUAG
Periconia digitata is the source of this 1565-nucleotide messenger RNA. Lineage: Eukaryota; Fungi; Ascomycota; Dothideomycetes; Pleosporales; Periconiaceae. The record is from the annotation of a GenBank genome assembly.